Messenger RNA from Equus caballus (horse), 447 nucleotides. NCBI's taxonomy places the organism in Eukaryota, Metazoa, Chordata, Mammalia, Perissodactyla, Equidae. The record is from RefSeq and is a predicted model, not a curated record.
AUGUUUCCCCAACGAAGCUGCUCCUAUCUAAGCUCGGAGGAGGGAGGAAACUUGUUUGGGGGUGUGCUCGAGCACGGGACAGCCCGGGCUGCCCGCCCGCGGCUCGCGCUAAUUCCUCCCUCUCUGCCCCCGGGCGCCCCGACAUCCGACUCUCCUAAGAGGCGCGUCAAUCGCCGGCACAUUCAGGAUCCCCCCGAGGCCACACUUGCCCUCCCCCAGCCGGGUUUCCCGCUGAGCCCUGAGUGCGAGCCCAAGGCCCCCCGCUCCCCCUACCCUGCGCCGCAGCCCGGCCGCGGGGGCAAGGGCCGGGUCCUCGGGCCGGGGGCAUUGUCUACCACCCGCCACGAAAGUUCCCCCGGCGGCCCGGGGUGGGGGGUCGCUGCGGGGAGGGUCCCACCCCUGCGGCCCGGGAGGACCCGCGGACGCCGAGCCCCGGCCCACUUCUAG